Molecule: messenger RNA, 754 nt
Organism: Selaginella moellendorffii
Lineage: Eukaryota; Viridiplantae; Streptophyta; Lycopodiopsida; Selaginellales; Selaginellaceae
Exons: 2
Coding region: 1-552 (183 amino acids)
Source: RefSeq, a predicted model, not a curated record
AUGCCAAGAGCUGGGAUCAAGUUCGUCAUUCGGAUGAUCCCACUCAACGAUGACCUCUGCAUUGGCCCUGUGGAUGCGUUGUCGUGGCAGUAUGACGUGGCAGAUUUGACAACGUGGAGGAUGACGCAAUUAAGAACCAGCGCAGGAGUUCUUCGGGGUACGUUUGUAGCCGUCAUCAAGCCUAGCAGCCUGGGUGGAUCUGAGAGCAGCUGCAUUUCAAAGUGCGUGGGCCGCAACAUCGAAGCUACCGGGAUUGUGAGCAAAGCCCUCUUCAACGCUGCCGCCAAGAGAGUGAACAUUCCAACAAGUAUAAAUGUGCCAGUCGUGGUUUCGGAUGGUGUGCAAGGAGAGAGCGUCGGUGAUCUAGGACGAGCUCUUCCGGACGAGGACUUCCACCAGGCGGUGGUGCUCGUCUUUGCCAACAAGCAGGAUGCUAUGGCUCCCGCGGUGCAUCCAGCAAGCAAAGAGGGAAACAAGUUAACUCGGAAAAGCCAGUUUGUGGAUUCAAAAUCCGUGCUUCGCUCGAAGAACAACGUGAAUUUCAGGGGGUAACCAACAAAGACGACGAGUAUCCUUGUUGUCCGGGGGAACUACGCAAGCGCCAUCCGGCCAUCCCCUACAGGGAUGGAGUAGAGGAAAUCAGACGUGCGCUCCAUCGCUUGCACUUACUGCCUUAGCCGCGAAAUGAGACACCGCCAUAGCAAACCCUAUGCCGAAGUUCCUCCUUUCUUUUAAUAAGAUCGUGCUUGGCUAA